GAACAUCGUGGUUUUGGAUUACUACCCUCCAAUUCAUUUGUGUCUUCUGCGGAAUGUCGGAGGUGGAGUCCCUCGUCAGUUCUAUCGGAUUUCAGGUGGAUCUUCUGAGCAACCAACUAAAGGAGGAGAAGGCACAUCUUGCUGACGUUCAGAGCAGGUUGCUAUCUUUGGUAAAGGAAGCAGAUGCAAAGAAGCGUUCUAAAGCUUGUUUAGAGGAAGAGCUUAAAGCCCUGGAGUCUUCCUUUGAGCGUGCGACUAGUCAUUCUACCGACCUCAUCGGUGCCUCAGAUUUAGUUUCUAAAGAAAACGCAUGUUUGGAGAAGGCUAUCGAAAGAAUACAAUUUUCCAGUGAUCGCAUCAGAAAAGAAAGGAUGGCGCUUAUAGCAGCAUGCAAGAGCAAAUUGAAUUCAUUCGAUAAUCAGCUAUGGGCAAACGAGAAACUCAAGGCUUUUGUGCAACUGUGGGCCGCUAAAAAGUCGUCUAAUUUUAAAUUAACUGCUCUCCCUGAUUCAAUUCGCGAAAUUGUGCACAGGCUGGUAGGUUAUUAUGAUGAAAGCCUGGAAUCUCUCUUGGAUCAAGCCCUGGACAAUGAUACAUGCACUACUUUAUACAAUGCGAAAGAUACAGACAUGUCAGUAGCCACUGGAGAAAACCAUCCCUAUGUUUCCCAAGACAAUAUAGCUAAUGUCAAAAGUGGUGUCGAAGUUUCCGAUUCCGAGAUGCCUGACUCAGAACCGAAUACGCGUUUUGGAGUCUCCAGUUGUCUGACGCUUUCUGCACUUGAUGUAAGCCUCCUCCCCUCCAGACUUCGUGACGCAGAUGAAAUUCUCGGCUUAACGAAUCCGUCGGAUGAUUCAGUUCACAGGAUAGAAACUUCAUAGAACGGUAUUUCGUGCUAAAUUACAGUUCGUUUUUGAUCGUUGAUGAGCUUACUGUUUCUCAUUAUGUAGUCGGAGUUACCGUUUUCUUAUUUGAUAUCGAAUUAUGUUUUUGCUGUUCAAUUCUGAGAAAUAUAAUUUACAGUACGUGGAA
Dicrocoelium dendriticum is the source of this 1032-nucleotide messenger RNA. The record is from the annotation of a GenBank genome assembly. NCBI's taxonomy places the organism in Eukaryota, Metazoa, Platyhelminthes, Trematoda, Plagiorchiida, Dicrocoeliidae.